Haliotis rufescens (red abalone) is the source of this 980-nucleotide messenger RNA. RefSeq lists its product as uncharacterized. The record is from RefSeq and is a predicted model, not a curated record. NCBI's taxonomy places the organism in Eukaryota, Metazoa, Mollusca, Gastropoda, Lepetellida, Haliotidae. Gene Ontology annotation, molecular function: chitin binding. The transcript has 3 exons. The coding region runs from base 69 to 848 and encodes 259 amino acids. Gene Ontology annotation, cellular component: extracellular region.
GAAACCUCGGGUAUAUAAGGGGUAUAUGUACGGAUGGCGGGGUUUGAGACAAAGGGACGCUAGACAUCAUGAAGAUUCUUGUACUUGCAUUGAUCUGUGCUUUGGCCAAGGCUGGACCCGUUCAAAGAGAGAACAGGGCAUCAAGCGGCUGCUUGGAUGCAUUUGCCAACAUCCCUAGUCCGUGCCAUAAGAACCCCACCAAGCAGGUCUACUUUCCCCACCCUACCGACACUACCAAGUUCCUUCAGUGCGACGUGUUCGAGCGCAUGUACAUCAUCCAGUGCCCCGUGGGAGAACUCUACAACGCCGCCACCACCUCAUGUCGUCCACGUAACCAGGGCACACAAGCUCCUCUUGUAGUCUCCACCCAGAGACCCGUCCAGACCAACGGACCCUUCCCGACCAACAGACCUGGCCUCUCUGGAAACCCCUGCACCCCACAGAAUAUUGCACAGAACAAUAUUUACUUCUCAAUCAAAGGCGACGACAGCCACUUCAUCGAAUGCGACCCCCUCGGCAGUGCCAGCAUCUUGCCCUGCCCGGCUGGACUCCGCUGGGAUCAGAAGGUCGUGGCCUGUGUUUACCCGCCCAAUAUGACCCCGACCAAUAACCCUGUCAUCCUUCUUCCAACCACAAAGAACCCUUUCGGAAACUCCAACGCCAACCCGUGCACCGCCGCAGCCCUAGCGUCUGGGAAGUUCUUCUUUCCCUACCCUGAUGCGCACAAAUUCAUUCAGUGUGACCCUUGGGGCGAUGUCUACAUCAACUCCUGUCCCAGCGGCCUCAUUUGGAACUCCCACCUCGAGACCUGCUUUUCACCCUUCCAAGCCGUCGGGGGGAUCGUUUAACUGUGACUUGAGGUCUUGGAGUGACUGGCCAAAUUUUGAGGGGAUUGUUUCGGGUAUCCUGAAAAAUGCCAUUGUAUUUGCAAUCAAAUGUGUUUGUAUUUAAAUUAAAUAAAGAUUUUUUUAUCAAAACUA